AAUUACCUUUCAAGGACGUGUAUGUUAAACAGAAAUCAAUUAUUUAAUCUUCAAAUCGAUACACUGUUAAUUAAGUUAUAAUUAUGUUUGUUCGAUAAAUCGGAUAUUCUGUUGAUUGCGGUCUGAGGUAGACUAGUAAUUUAUAUUGAUUUUAGUAAAGUUCUAUAUCUGACGUGAUUCCCCCCCCCCCCCUCUGACGUGAUUCCCCCCCCCAACCCUUUCACAAUGGAAAGCCAGGACAAGUGGGUCACAUAGGUCCCACGUAGUUUUCUCUGUAUCAUGCAGAUUCAUAUGGAUUGUGUUAUCAAAUGUGCUGGCUGCAGAUCUGUAGCUCUCUGAAAAAAUAUUGGGACAUAUCUUUCUGAGAGAUCUACAGAUCUGCAGCUAAAGCUGUGUAUUUAAGACAUGGAAGUUAAGUUUUUGGAAAAGUUCUGUAAAAAAUUGUUUUUAACCAUGCAUUUUUACCUUGUUAUUACGGAGAACAAUACUAGAAAGUGGUCCCCAGGUGCCUAUGUCUAGGUAGUUUUUAUUGAGGGUAUAUAGACAAAGGAAGCUAAUUAUAAUGCUGGUAUUAUCCCCAAACGCUUCCACUGUUUUACCCCCUCCUUCUCCCAGAAAUACAAAUAACUUGGAGACAGGUAUUCUUCCUUUCUUUGUAUAUAUGUAAGCUAAUGGUAUGUAGGAUUUUAAUGUCAAAAGAAAAAUAUAUUUCAUCGAGAAGAUUAGAUAUAUGUUAAUGAGUAUUAUACAUGUAUAAGGAGUACUGAUUCGGUGAGGCUACAAGUAAGUAAAUUUUCUUAAUUCAUCUCUUGUUAUCUGUAUUUUUUUUUUCCAAAAUAUUUAUUCAUUUUGAGUUACCUCGCUUUUCAUAAUCGAUUUAUCCACCGAAGGCAAGGUAAAUAUGGUCUUUGGAAGGUAGCUAAAUAAUCAUAUUAAUCUUAUAAAGAUCUAAUAAUAUACCAUUCCUUACAUCUACAAGUAAGAAGCCUGGUGGAAAGUGGGUAGAGAAGCGAGGUUUGAAUGGACGACCAAAAAGUAUAUGAUAAUCAAUUUUGAGAUUUCCAAUUAAAUUUUUGUCCGAUGUUAGAAAAAUCAAAUGUUAUAGGCAGGUACAGAUCACGUUUUAAAUUUUGUUGAGUGAGCGGACAGGAGGGGUGGGGGGGGGGGGGGGGGGAGUUUGUGUCGGAUUGAACAAGAAAAGCAAAAACGAAAAUACCCCACAUUAUGGUUAAUAACAUGGUUUGCCAUUGGUUGCUAAAAUGAAACUUCGAAGUUUCAAAUAUUGGUUCAAAUUAAGAGCAACAGAAAAUUGAAUUCUCAAAUCUUGUUACGAAAAUUUAGUGGUACGAAAUGCAAUCUAAUUAAAAUUAGAUCCUUUGAUCCGCUCACGUAUAUCGCUACACAAGGUUGUGAUAUACGUGAGCGGAUCAAAGGAUCUAAUUUUAAUUAGAUUGUACGAAAUGAGAAAUGGAUUUUACAUAAAAAAAAAAAUGAAUUGAUGUCACUUGGUUUAAACUAUAUAUGGUCAGAAAAUCACAUAGACUUGAGAUAUUUUUCUGUUAUAAAGCAAAGACUUCUAGAUCUACAUUAACAAAAUUUGUUUGAAAAUAUUGUUUGAUCUUCAAAAGGCUACUUAUAUCAUCACCUUAUCGAUAAUUGCUGUUUAUUUAACAAAACCCAUAGAUUAAAAAAAACCACAGAAGGUUAUUAACUAAAUGUAGGUUGUCUAACCAUCUUCUGAACAUUGAAUUAGGUAGAAACUACAACGUUAUCAAAUCUAACAGAUUGUCUACAUGUUGUGAUCUCCAUGAUAAUGAGGACGAAUUUCAUUUCAUAUUGAAAUGUCCACUGUAUAACGAUUUGAGGGGGGAAAUGAAAAGGUAUUAUUCUAGACCAAGUGUUUUUAAAUUAAUUCAAUUAUUAACUACUAGUAAUGUCAGCGAUUUGUUAAAAUUGGGAAACAUUUUGAGUGCUGCUAUACUAAUUUAAAAGAGAAUGUCACACUGAUGUUUAGUUAUUUACCUGUUUACUUUGUACGUUCACACUCUCUGAAUUACCUUCAAAUAUCACUGUGUUCAAUUGUUACUCUGGUGAGCCAGUUGGCUCAAAGAAAUAUAGAAAUUGGCUAUAAAGGUCAAAUUUUAUAACCUGAUCAUAAAUUAUGAAAUAUUCACAAGCUUUGAAUCUUUUAAGGUAAUGAAAGGUCGAGUCGGAUUUUUUUUUUUGUUUUUUUUUUGGUCUUGGUCAGUCUAGUCAUGUUCUGACUUUUCGACUCUCACAAACACAACUCAUUUACCCUGCCUGUGUCCACAUUUAAACCCUAAACCCUUGUCUCCUCAAUAUCCAAAGGCAUUCUAUAUGGGUCUAAUGAAUGCAUCUAACACAUUCAAAAAAAUAACAUAGAAUGAAGAAGGUUGGUGUUAUACAUGUUUAUACGCAGUGUGUGGCAUGCAGAAAUCUUGAGCCCUUUUCGCAAAAAAUCUUACAAUUGAGUGAAACUUUAAAAGUCUAUACAUAAAUGAUAAAACUGGCAUUCUUACUCGGGGCAUAGUUGCAUUCCAUUGAUUAUAAAGCAGACACAAAAUUAUAAUAUAAGUCGUAAGAUUUUUUGUGAAUAUGGCCACUGUCUCCAUGUGUUUCGUUCGAAUUUAAAAGUGAAAUACACUUGGAACAGGUGCCUAAAAGCGCAUUGACUUCACUUUAUCUUAAAAUAAAAAGUAUUGAGUUUUGCACCUAAAAUAACAAAUUACAUUCAUUGUACUAAUGCUAUAUGUACCUGUAACAUGAAAAUAUACCGCAAUUAAAGUGGUAAUCUUACUUUUCUAGAAAAUGAUUUUGCAUAUCAGCAAUUAAUUGAAAAUGAAAUUGAGUUAGUUCUGUUGCCCUAAAGGAUGUACCAAAAACAUUCAUGUCCUAGUAUCCAAAAAUACAUCUAAAGUUUUUUGUGUACGCAUGUACAUGUACUAGUAUUUUUUAAAAGAUGUAUUUUUGAGUGUGACGUAUCUUUCUGUAUGUAUGCAAGUUCAAACUAGCCCCGUUAAAGGCAUGGUGGUUGCUUCAUUGUCAAUUCGAUGGGUCGGGAUAGUUGUGAUUAUGAAUAUCAUCUUAUGCAUUUGGGGUGGGCAGGGACGUAAAUUACAUGGAGGCGGGGGAGGCAGCUGCCUCCUCCAACUUUUGAGCCAAACAAAAUUAAAAUUUAAAGUUCAUUAGAAUUUAUGUUGUUUCCAAUAACUAAGAACAUGAUACCUCCCUUAAAAAGCAUUCCAAAUCUUUCUUUUAGAAUGAGUUAGUCAAGUAACAUCUUAGAAGGCCCUAGAAUCAAGGAUUUUGCACGAAACGUGUUCAGUGUGCACAAAAUGUGCUCAGCGUCUGGGGGCCUGGGUGGCCCCCAGACCCCCGCCUAAUUUCCUGCCUCCUCCAAAUUGAAGGUUAAUUUACGGCCCUGGUGGGUGUGUACAUAUGUGGACGUAAUUGAAAACUAAACAGGCUGUCUAGCACGGGACAUCACAUGUAACUGACAUUAGAGGAAUACUAAGCUCAAUGAUAUACUUUUGUAUGCAACAUCUGUUGAGACAGGGAACUCGUAGUUUGGAUUUAAUUUCCAAAGGUACAACGGAUGAUUUAAAAAAUUCCAAAACUGCAAGGAAUGUACGCAUACGAAUAUCUUAACGCCAUUUUAUGGUACAUGUAUACUUAAGAAUUUUGCCAUCUUUAUCAGAUAGGAAAACCUAAGUCGCCGACGGGCUUGUGAUGCGAUAUGUACAGUAUAAAUGUAUAUUAUGUAUAUGAAAUAUUCUGCCGACCGAAUUUUUAAAGUUUUCCGGCUUUGAUGUAGGUCAUCCGGAUCGAUAACUAUCCAUGUGUUUACCAUCUCAUAUAAUUUGUCACUUUAAAAUAACAUACCAAGGUAUAAAGUACGUUUUGUGAUGCAUUUUUUGUUGUACGUGUUGUCUUUUUCCGAUCACUACAAAAUGCAAAACUGAGAAAUUAUGGAGUAGCCUUUUGUUCCUUAGAUCGACAUUUUACCCGAAUCUAUCGACUUAAAAUAGUUCGCAAUGUUUUUAAAAUUUACAAAGUGGAUCAAUUAAUCACCAUGUGCAGAGUCACUAAUUUUUUUUUUAUCAGAAACAGAACUUUUGUCAAUAUGCUGUAAACACAGCAUUGCCAUGAUUUGAUGUCGCUUUGAAUAGAUUCAUCUUGUCUUGAUAACAGUUGAAAUCUUUAGAAUAACGGGAAAAUGACUGUUCAAUAAUUUCAGUUGUACAGUGAUGCAGUUAUUUUAAAAUAAAAUCAUCAUCGCUUUUGAGACACUUAUAUACAUUAUUAGUUCAGCCAUCUGCCCGAGUCAAGGGUUUCUGAUCAGCUCCGCUCCACAUAGAUAUGGAGCGGAUCAGAAACCCUUGACUUGGGAAGAUGUAGUUCAGUGCAAUUCAAUUCAUAGCAUGUACAAGCCGUCAAUACCUUAACCGAAUCUCCGGGGUGGCCAGCUACUUAAGUCAAUUAAAUUAUUUGUUGCAUUUAAAGUAGUCCGAGUGACAGAUUUUUCGUUUAAUGCCGAUGACAGCACGACACAAAAACAUAACAAUUGUUAAUUUGGAAACUGUAGAUAAAUAUAUCCAGGUAGAUAUCUCCAACACGCACGGAGAGCCCUAGAUACACGCGAAUGUUUCAUAUGCAAAGGAAUUAUGAAAAAACUUGAUAUCAUAAUUAGUUGAUAAAUGGUUGGUAUAUCUCAAUGGCUUAUACUGGUCAAUAAUUCCGCGCUUUUCUUCCUGCGACAUUUCAGUGUUGUCAAAGAGGGUAUAUAUAUAUAUAAAGUUAAUAACAAACAGUGUUGACUUGUGGCAACGAUAUGAAGUCAUGCACCAUAUGUUCUUAAAACCCCCUAUAGCAGUGCGAUUUUGAAUUUUAAAUCUUAUCGUUUCAAUUGACGAUAAGUAAUUCAAAAAUAAGAAUGGAACGUGUAAAGAUUUCCUAAUUCAAUCCGAUAGUUUACAGUGUGCACAAAAGAGGGCCGUACAAGGGUACCCCGCUCCGAUUUCACACAAGAGCCCGCGGUCUCGGUAUAUGUAAUUUUUCCAAGGUUGAUUCUAUGUAGCAGGUGGGACUUCCAUAUAUAAGGAAGGUAGCGGCAGAAGUCUGGGAGAUAAGAAUCUGAGGAUUGCAGGGAUGUUAACACACGAGUCGCCGCUUCUAAAACUGACUUGAUUUCAUGUGUUCAGAAACUGUUACAACGGUGACCGGAUGUGUGGGGGGAAAUCACCAUAUAGAAGUCACUGACUUGAUUCUAAAUUAUGUAAUUUAUUCUUUGAAUGUUUUCGGACGGCGAAUUACGGAAGUCUUUCAGAAAAAAACAUUGUGAAGAAAUGAAAGAUUCCUAGCAGUGCAGAUUUUACAGUGUCAUAGCAGUGCAGAUUUUACUGUGUCGGAGGGCGGGUGCCUCAUCUCGGAGCAGUACCGUUUUUCUUGCAUGGAGCUUCAUCACCUUUGUGGACUUAAUGGAAGAGGAAUGGCCGAGAGGUAGUAAACAUGUCUAGUUAAUUUUCUUCCCAUGCAUGUUCAUCUGUUUAUAUGAUUGAGGCUUUAUCUAAUAUUUAUAAAUACGUAAUCCUAUAGCCUCAUUUGCUUAGUGUUUAUUCCCAAAAUGGAAUAUUAUACUACCUGUAUAAGUGUAUUUUUUGUUUAUGGUAUACAGUUUACAUAAAUAUUCACUCUCUAGGAAGAUGAGACAGUUUAGUUUUUACAUACAUGCAAAAUUCUUCAAAAUGUAAAAUAAAUAGGAAAACAUUAUCAUCUUAACAAGCAUCCAAAUGAACUUAAUUUCUUCAUGUAAGGGCCUGCUUGACUUAAUCAGUCGUUGAUAAGUACUCGAGAGGAGUCUCAGACCUGGGCAGCGAAAAAUGUCAAUCUUUGUUGUCUUUUCAGCACGAGCCCGAUAAUGACUUUCAAUUGAUGACAAAUUCGGUAUCACGUAUUUAAUGAACAUUUAAAUUCCAGAGAAAAUACGGGUGAUUUAAAGAGGACUCAAAACUAAAGCCGCAACAUAGUUCAAGCUAUUCAAUAGUAGAUUAAUUGUGUGUUCAAGUCAGUCACGGAGGAUACAAGAUAUUCAAUGACGAUACAUUUUAAUGCAAUCGAAAUUAGCCAUCGUAACAAUACGGGAAUAGGAGGGUCUUAGAAUUCAACUGAGCAAUGGUAUAAAAGGACCUCUAGAAUAACGAAACUUGCGUGGAGGAUUACCCAGCGUUAAUCUCGAGAUUGUAAACGGAUCAGCGUCACUAUUGCAUGUUUGCCUGGAAGCUCGGACUAUUUGAUUCUGCGACCACUAUUCCAAUAACGUGGCAAAGACUUGAAUAAAUGUUUACACGAGAACCAAAGCUCCGAAUUCAUACAAGCUCCAAUCAUUGGAAUUGAUCGCCUGGACAUUGUUUUAAUGUUAGAGAUAAAACUUCCACAUCGUAACAGGAAGUUUGUGAUGGACUCCUUGGCAAGAACUAAAAUGUAAUUUUUCAAUGUUUCGAUUGUUCAUAAUUGGUUGAUUUUUUUUUUCACAUCGACGAUAUAAUGGGACCGUUGAUUGGUUCGUACCGGGAGGAGGACAAAUAUAGCUUGCCCAGAACUCCUCUUUCUAGACGAUCAAGAACAACAGAUGAUGGUCUGAUGGCGUUCGAAUCGUCUUCUGAGUUCAGUUUCGAUGACACCCAGACGGAUGAGGGACGUUUGUCGCAAGCGCUACAAACAUGGAUGCCUGAUUACGUGAUAGUACCAAUCGAACCUACGGUCAAACCUCCUCGACAACCAGUAUACUCGGGUCGACUCGGUAAAAAGCCGUCUUUGCAACGAAUUCCGAGUGAUGAAUCUAUAUCUACUAAAUUGUCCUUGCUCUCAUGCUCAACAAGAGCCACAUCACCGGAAACACUUGUAUGUACAGCUACAAAGCGCCGACGUAAAAAGAAAAACUUAAGUUCAAGAGCUCCUUCCGCUAUUGAAAAGAUAGGAUCAAAAUGGGAGGAAUUCGCUAGGCAACGCUCCAAAGGUGCUUUGGAUAGGUUUUCAAAAACUCAUAAUGCAAUGAGAAUGGACGUUGUACAACGCAUUGAUGAUGACGAAAGUGAAGCUUUCCGAAACAUGGAUAAAGACGAGCAGAGAAUGUUGAGAUCAGUGGGCAUAAAAAGGAGUCGAUUGUUUGCUGGAAAGCUUAAAAAGUCUCCCAGUCUAAGCAAUGUAAAGGAUACUUACGUCCUUCAACAACCUAGACAGCUUCGGAGAGCUUUAUCAGUUGGUGCUAAACCUCGAAGUCGUGGUAUCAAUUUGGAGGAAAUAAGACAGCAAAGAAUACGAGAAAAAAUAGCCUUGAUGCAACAGAGGCAACGUUCUCGAGGUGGAAGACGAUCAUUUCUCUCUCAUCGAAUGCAAACUCGAACUACAAUUACAACAUCAAGCCUCGGGUCAGCAGCACCAGUAACACCUUCUCCCCGAUCAAUGUCUCCAGCAAAUCAAGAAGAAAGAGUGUCGGUGUGGAAGGGAGACACACAAAUCUUAGAGAUGGAUUUAAGGCGAGGUUUGACAAAUCGUGUUCAGAAAAAGAUUAUGUCCACCACUAUGGCAAUAAAUCUGGUCACAGGAUUCGGGGAAACGAACCAACGACAAACGAUGAUUGGUCGCCAUGAAGAAUUUCCUUCGUAUACAGAUGAAGAUUACUGCGCAGUGCCAAAAAUGGUGCAGAGAAUUCGCAUCACGCCUGAUCUUAGCCUUGUGAUCAAAGAUGAUAUACGUAUUCGCAUGGGUCGACCACGCUAUCACGAAAUAAAGAUAAAAGAUUUGGAAAUAUGGAACAGAGGACAAGUGUUGAAUCGAUCACAUAGAAACCUCAAAGUGUUCAACUGGCUCCACAGUCUAAAGGAGAACGAGUUCGACAAAGACUUAGAGCCUUACAUUGAUGAUAGCAUUCCCGCCUGUCCUGAUGACGUAGACAUUUUACACAUAGAGGCGGCGGACGAGCCCGACGUUAAACCACUGUCUAUGAAAAAGUUUAAAAUGAAAGGUCGGAAAAGGAAAGACUAUAAAUCAUAGGAACUUUAUUCAAUUCCCAUGAACUAAUUUUCAUCUGUGUUCAACAUAAUUGUAAUUUUAGAAUAUAUUUUUGUUGUACUUAUUCAUACAAGACAUUUUGGUUUUGGUACAACGUUGGCUGUGGAAUGGAAUGCCUGCUAAUGUUCAUAACAUAUUUUCCAAAUUAUGAAAUAUAAGAAAAUAACAACGCUAACUUUGUACAAUAAAGUUUGACAUUUAAUCACAAA
Molecule: messenger RNA, 8300 nt
Organism: Ostrea edulis (European flat oyster)
Lineage: Eukaryota; Metazoa; Mollusca; Bivalvia; Ostreida; Ostreidae
Exons: 2
Coding region: 6565-8073 (502 amino acids)
Source: RefSeq, a predicted model, not a curated record